Messenger RNA from Amorphotheca resinae ATCC 22711, 2053 nucleotides. RefSeq lists its product as hypothetical. Gene Ontology annotation, biological process: carboxylic acid metabolic process. The coding region runs from base 410 to 2053 and encodes 547 amino acids. The record is from RefSeq and is a predicted model, not a curated record. Lineage: Eukaryota; Fungi; Ascomycota; Leotiomycetes; Helotiales; Amorphothecaceae. The transcript is spliced from 5 exons. Gene Ontology annotation, molecular function: isocitrate lyase activity.
ACGGGAUUUGGGCGUUGGUCCUUUUCCCCGUCCGGCUGCAGUUGAAAGACAGUCCGAGUCCCUCCUCCAUGGCCCUCGGGUCACUGCUGUCCCUGUGGGUAAUCCCCGCUAGGCCGAUGGCCUCGGGGCCAGGGCUCUUUUUUGCUUAUGACUCGAUGAUUCACCUAUAUUGCCUCUCUUUCUCCUUCUGCCCUCGAGCACUCCUCUCCUCUUAUAUAUAUUUUCAACCCCCCCCGUAAAAUCCCUCAUCCCCAGCUUUCUACUUUUUACUUUUUUUUUCCCUCUCGUCCCCUCUUGUCUGCAACACCCAAGUACAGCAAGCAGACACUUGAGACACCUAUAGUAUCUAGCUUCUGCGCCAUACAUCCCAAUCACUCUCCACUCUACCACCCCCAGAAAAAAACACAUCAUGGCUUUCAACAACAUGGCCAACCCGGGCGUCGACCCGAACAAGGAGGAGCAGCAGUACCUGGACGAGGUCGCGGAGGUCAAGAAGUGGUGGUCAGACUCCCGGUGGAGAUACACCAAGCGCCCAUUCACAGCCGAGCAGAUUGUGGCGAAGAGGGGCAACUUGAAGAUUGAGUACCCCAGCAGCACACAGGCAAAGAAGCUCUGGAAGAUAUUGGAGAACCGAUUCCAGAACCGUGAUGCGAGUUACACCUACGGCUGCUUGGAGCCGACGAUGUUGACUCAGAUGGCGAAAUACCUCGAUACUGUCUACGUUUCUGGCUGGCAAUCCUCUUCUACUGCCUCUUCAUCCGACGAGCCUGGCCCAGAUUUGGCAGACUACCCAUACACCACCGUCCCAAACAAGGUCGCUCAUCUCUUCAUGGCGCAACUUUUCCACGACCGAAAGCAACGGGAAGAGCGCAUCACCACCAAAUCGAAAGCCGAGCGCAGCAAACUCCCCAACAUUGACUACCUCCGACCCAUUAUCGCAGAUGCCGAUACUGGACAUGGUGGUUUGACGGCGGUUAUGAAGCUGACCAAGUUGUUCAUUGAGAAGGGUGCUGCUGGUAUUCAUAUUGAGGACCAGGCCCCAGGGACCAAGAAGUGCGGUCACAUGGCCGGAAAGGUGCUGGUACCUAUCAGCGAGCACAUCAACCGCUUGAUCGCCAUCCGUGCGCAAGCCGACAUUAUGGGAUCUGAUCUCCUUGCAAUUGCCCGAACUGAUGCUGAAGCUGCCACACUCAUCACCACCACGAUCGACCCCCGUGACCAUGCCUACAUUCUUGGUUCUACCAACCCAAAUCUCCAGCCCCUCAACGAUCUCAUGAUCGCUGCUGAGCAGGCUGGCAAGACCGGUGCUGAGCUCCAAGCCAUUGAAGACAAAUGGACCGAACAGGCUGGUCUUAAGCUCUUCAACGAGGCCGUCAUUGAUACCAUCAAUGCCGGCGUACACAUCAACAAGAAGGAAUUGGCCGCCCAAUUCCUGAAAGAUGUUAAGGGCAAGAGCAACGCUGAGGCGAGAGCUAUCGCCAAGGCCAUCACUGGUGUGGAUAUCCACUGGGACUGGGACAGCCCCAGAACCCGUGAGGGUUACUACAGAUUGAAGGGUGGCUGCGAUUGCGCCAUCAACAGAGCCAUUGCCUAUGCGCCAUAUGCUGAUGCCAUCUGGAUGGAGAGUAAGCUUCCAGACUACGCGCAAGCGGAGGAGUUCGCCAAGGGUGUCCACGCCGUCUGGCCCGAGCAGAAGCUCGCUUACAACCUUUCGCCAUCGUUCAACUGGAAAGCUGCCAUGCCUCGCGCGGAGCAAGAGACGUACAUUCAACGUCUCAGCAAAUUGGGAUACUGCUGGCAGUUUAUCACGCUUGCUGGUCUGCACACGACGGCCCUGAUCUCGGACACCUUCGCCAAGGCGUACAGCCGGCAAGGCAUGCGUGCCUAUGGCGAGCUGGUGCAGGAGCCCGAGAUGGACGGCGGCGUCGACGUGGUCAAGCACCAGAAAUGGUCGGGAGCCAAUUACAUCGACGAGCUGCUGAAGAUGGUGCAGGGUGGUGUGAGCAGUACUAGUGCGAUGGGUAAAGGUGUGACGGAGGAGCAAUUCCAUUAG